CGUUUGGGUCUUUGGCUGUUUUAGGUGACCGCUGAACCGCCCAGUGAGGAAAAUCAGCAGGAUGUCUUUGUCAGAAUCUCUGAAGAAGCAGCACUGCCGUCAUCAGGAGUAUCGCCGUCGGUGAUCGACGGCUCGUCAUCAUACUAUCCGUCAUCACCCCCUGGCCCCGAGUGCACGGAAGAAAUCAUAGAAAUAGAAACUGGGAUGCGUUUCUCCGAGACGGAGAAUUUACUGUUGGAAAACCUGAAUGUUGAGAAUAAACGCGCCCGUCAUACCGGUAGAUUUCUUACCAUGCAUAAAAGAAGACGCAAAAAACUUACUACGAGAUCAUUAAAUCAAGAACCAGGUCUUCUGGACGAUAUCUUUCACGGACAAGUUCAGUGCGUGCUGCAGAGGGCCGGUCACUGGCGUUUCAAUGCUUUCACCCUGGAGACAGUGUCCGGAGGUCGUUCAUUACCAGUAUUAUGCGUUCACUUGUUUCAAUCUUACGGACUCAUAAAUCGCUUUAAUUUGGACGUUGUUAGAGUUUGGAAACUUUUUGCGUUAAUUGAAGAGGGUUAUCACAGUACAAAUCCUUAUCACAAUAGCAUACAUGCUACGGACGUGACUCAAGCUAUGCACUGUUUUCUUCAAGAGGACAAGAUCCGCCGGCAUCUGACGAGUCUAGAAGUGAUGGCCUCCUUAAUAGCAGCUGUAACUCACGACCUGGACCACCCAGGAGUAAACCAACCCUUUUUAGUAGCCACCAGCAACCAUUUAGCUACUCUCUACGAGAACACUUCAGUCCUGGAGAACCACCACUGGCGUUCAGCAAUCGGCUGCCUCCUAGAAUCCGGAGUGUACCAACAACUAUCCCCGGAAUUACGUCCCCCUCUUCAACAGCACAUCAGCUCUCUAAUCCUCGCAACCGACAUAACCCGCCAACAAGAGUUCCUAGCGCGUUUCAAAACCUACCUAGACACCCGCGAACUCGACAUGUCCUCGCCCAAUCACCGCCAUUUUAUCCUCCAAAUCGCGCUAAAAUGCGCGGACAUUUCCAACCCUUGCCGGGCUUGGGACAUCUCUCGUAAAUGGUCCUACAAAGUCUGCGAAGAGUUCUUCCGCCAGGGGGACUACGAGCGCCAGUUGAACCUCCCAGUCACUCCCUUAUGCGACAGAACCGUGAUGUCAAUUCCAAAGAUCCAAGUAGGCUUCUUUGAAUUCGUAGUAACCCCCCUGUACCAAGAAUGGCACCGGUUCCUCAACUCAAGCCCCCUAAGCUUAAAAUUAAUGUCGAACCUCCGCUCCAACCACCAGCGCUGGCAAAAAUUGACUAACUCAGACGUUUCCCCCUCCUCAUUGUCCCCGAACAACUCAGUGACGUCAAACGGUUCCAGGAACCGUUCCGGUGCCCCCUCUCCGGAGACUUCAAUGCUUCGGGCAUCUUCGGAGGAACUGUCUAGCGUAGAGCUGCCAUCUAUCACCAACCAAGGAACCUCAAGCGUCGCAGCUUCGCUGACAGUUCCACUGAACGUCCACGGGCGGCGCCACUCGGUUCCACUGAGCUUGAACAAGUCUUCUAGGAUUGGCCGAAGGCGCGAGAGUGUUCCUUGUACUCCAGAGUUCCCAAAAAUAUUUAAAAAUUCUUCGUUUAAUAAAUUGUCCUCCUUGUCGCUCCUUUCUACUCACAGUGACGUCAGUUCCGAGAACGAACGCCCGGUUAGUGCCGAGAACUUGCUCCCGGAACCGAGUAUUGCUAGUAUAACCAGUGCUGCCGCUGCGAGCAAAUUGUGCAACAUUCUUCAGCCGGAAAGAGCGGGAAAAUUAACCAGGCAGCAAACUUUCCCGCCAUUGCAGCCUUGUAAUCGGACGAGGUACAUGUCUACUACCGCAGAGAUGGCGCAGUGUAGAGGAGAGGAGCUUAAGGAACAAGAGGAGGGGGAAGAGAACAAGGAGAGGAAGAAGAAGAAGAAGUUAGAUUCUAGGAGUUAUACUCUAGUAGAGCAAAAAAUUGAAAAGAAGUUUACCGACCGUCGGUACUCCGUUCAGGUGAUUGCCGAUAAAGAAGAGCGGACGUUCAGGAGCCAUUCUGUGACCGACACGGCCGCCAUUUAUGCGAACUUGACCAGCAGGAAGGAUUCAGAAUCGAAUUCUAAUUCUAAUUCAAGAGAAAUUGAGCUUGGGGAGUUUCAGGAGGAAGACUGGGGAGGGGAAGAGAAUACUGGGGAUGAGUGUAGACCUCUACCGGGGAAGGUGAGGGAUGAUAGGAGGUUCAGCACGCCUGUUGAUGGGCUUAAGGGAACCAUUUUUGAGGCUAGGAGGUUUACGGAACCCAGGGUCUUCUUUAUCGGCAGUCCGCCGGAGUCUCCGCCGAGGAAGAGUAAUUCUUCGUCGAGUGAGGGCAGUGAGAAGGUGGGCGAGGAGGUUUCUAGGGUUAGAGCGGUUAAGAUUAUCAAGCUUGAGACUAAGGAGAAUGUCGAUCCCAGGGGGGAGGAUGGGAAAAGAAAGGGAUGGACCAGAAGAGGGUCAGCGCCUGUUGGCCUCAUGGCGAGAAUUGAUGAUGCGGGGGGAAGGAGUGAUAGGAGGGGAUCUGUUCCUACGGAGACUGAACAAGUAACUGGAAGAUCAGCACUAGGACCACGAGAAAAUGUUCCAUUACCACGAAGAGCUAGUCUUCCCCAAGAAACUGCGUUAAAUAAUCUUUUAGGAAUCUCAACAGACUACCGGGAAAAUUACCCGCUGAACAAUAACAACCUUGGAGUGAACAACAACACGCAGAUCCAGCAAAUCCGGCUAGUAGAAUCAGUAAGCUCCAGCGGAAUAGGAAUUCCGUCAUCUCCAAGACGCGGCUCGGUUCCAGCAGACAUCUCAGAGCUGCGCCGGGAGUAUUUAAUCCGGAACGCCAGCAGCGCCGGCGUUACUGCGCAGAACAAGUCUCGGAACAACCGAAAAAAGUCACUGCGCCGGCGCAGUUCCGGGGGCCCUGAAAUGUUCUCAAAUCCCACCGACGACAAUGACAACGCCAGUAAGUGCGGCUGGAAGCGUGACUUCAAACGCGACUCAAGUAUUCCAGAACCUAGUGUAUAA
This is a messenger RNA of Cotesia congregata, 3066 nucleotides long. Lineage: Eukaryota; Metazoa; Arthropoda; Insecta; Hymenoptera; Braconidae. The record is from the annotation of a GenBank genome assembly.